CGGCGCCGUGUGACUUCGGGCUGUGGACUCGCUCGCGGCUCUUCGGCCAUGGUUUUCUCAAACAAUGAUGAAGGCCUUAUUAACAAAAAGUUACCCAAAGAACUUCUCUUAAGAAUGCUGUUCAGCUUGUUGUUAAAUUUUACUUGGUCUAAUCCAGAAUGUACUAAGUAUGUACAUAGCAUUGAUCUGGAUUCUUUUUGUAAUGUGGGUCGAGUGGUGGAAAAUAUCUCGAAGCGAUGUGGUGGAUUCCUGAGGAAGCUCAGCUUGCGAGGCUGCAUUGGUGUUGGGGAUUCUUCCUUGAAGACCUUUGCACAGAACUGCCGAAACAUUGAACAUUUAAAUCUCAAUGGGUGCACAAAAAUCACUGACAGCACGUGUUAUAGCCUUAGCAGAUUCUGUUCCAAGCUGAAACAUCUGGAUUUGACCUCCUGUGUGUCUAUUACAAACAGCUCCUUAAAGGGGAUCAGUGAGGGCUGCCGAAACCUUGAGUACCUGAACCUCUCUUGGUGUGAUCAGAUCACUAAGGAUGGCAUCGAGGCUCUGGUGCGAGGCUGUCGAGGCCUGAAAGCCCUGCUCCUCAGGGGCUGUACACAGUUAGAAGACGAAGCUCUGAAACACAUUCAGAAUUACUGCCAUGAGCUCGUGAGCCUCAACUUACAGUCCUGCUCACGCAUCACAGACGAAGGUGUGGUGCAGAUAUGCAGGGGCUGCCACCGGCUGCAGGCCCUCUGCCUCUCGGGUUGCAGCAACCUCACAGAUGCCUCUCUUACAGCCCUGGGUUUGAACUGCCCGAGACUGCAAAUUUUGGAGGCUGCACGAUGCUCCCAUUUGACUGAUGCAGGCUUUACACUUUUAGCUCGGAAUUGCCAUGACCUGGAGAAGAUGGAUCUUGAAGAAUGCAUCCUGAUAACCGACAGCACACUCAUCCAGCUCUCCAUUCACUGUCCUAAACUGCAAGCCUUGAGCCUGUCCCACUGUGAGCUCAUCACAGAUGAUGGGAUCCUGCACCUGAGCAACAGCACCUGUGGCCACGAGAGGCUGCGGGUACUGGAGUUGGACAACUGCCUCCUCAUCACUGACGCGGCCCUGGAACACCUAGAGAACUGCCGGGGCCUGGAGCGACUCGAGCUGUACGACUGCCAGCAGGUUACCCGUGCAGGAAUCAAGCGGAUGCGGGCUCAGCUCCCUCAUGUCAAAGUCCAUGCCUACUUUGCUCCCGUCACCCCACCAACAGCAGUGGCAGGAAGUGGACAGCGACUGUGCAGGUGCUGUGUCAUCCUCUGACAGCAGCUGCCCAUGCCCAAGGGGUGAUGGGGCGUCCCUUCCUCCAGAGAAGACCUGGGUCUUCCAGCCUACUCCAUCACCCCAAUCUGUUGAUUCUGCAUUGGGAAAGGCACUUACAGGUAAAAGACUUCUGUAUGGAUUACAGUAACUCUGGUGGUUUUCACCUUUAUUCUGCUGUGAUACAAUCAAAUCAAAGCCUUGUGUCAGUUAACACAUGGCAAGUGGUCUCACUGCAGCCAGGACCAUGCCAGAAACCUGGAUUUCAAGAGGUGGGUACCUACCUAGGCACAAAAGUCCUACCCUUGGCUUUAUCAGCAUUCCUCAAACAGACCAUCAGUGUUAGCACAAAUUGAGCAGAAAAAAUAAGCUGUUGAUUUUCUACCUGAUAUUUAAGCCAGUGGCCUACUUUAAUUCACAAUGAUUCCAUUUUGAUUAGCAGGACUUUUCCACUUUGAAGAUUAAAUAGCAACUUUAUCAAAGUGACUGUACUGCAAAUUCAUAAUGCCUGAUAGUUUUAUAUGUAGAGACCUUAUGUGGAAGGCAUGUUAAUAGGUUUCCAUGACACCAAAGAAAAGAGGACUCUAAACUGGGUGGAGCAGGGUCUUCACCUUUCUGUUUCUGUCAACUUGUCAUAUACACCUCCAGGGACCAAAAACUAAACAAAAGCAACUCAGAGUUUAUGUUGCCUGAUUGGAAAUUAUAAGCUCUGGCAUAUGCUACAGACAUAAUGCAUUUUUGUUAAAGGAAAAAAGCUAAUUAUGUCCACACCUCUCGCAAAAUUAGGGGGGACUUUAAAUAGAAUUAAGGCUUAAGUUACCUAUAAUAUAAGCAAUUAAAAAUAAUGAAUGGAUGCAUGUAGAAUGGAUGUGAUUUUCUUCAAGUUUAUUUUAAAAUCUUAGAAACCAGAUUACACCAGAACUAUUCAAAAAUUUUACACACUUAAAACUCAGAUCAGUAAAGUGUUGGCACCUUUUAGACUCAUAAUGUAAAAUUGAAUAAACCAUUGCAAUGCUUAAAAAAUUAAGUCAGAGGGUUUUAUUGCUAUGAUUUUAUGGCAGACAAAUCCAAGCAAAAUCAUUUUCUAAAUUCAGACCUUUCUAAUGUUAUCUGAAAUCUGUUAAGAUGACCUAUUUUCUGCUGUGGCUGAUUCUUGCUCUGUGCUGCCCACAUUUGUGAUCUUUAUUGAAGAUUAAGAACCUGUCACCAUCUUCAUUGAGAGCUUGGGUGUUAAAUGGUAGCUGACCCUUCCUAGCAACCACUCCCCAAACUGAAGUGAAAUGGCAAAAACAAGAUGUUUUCCUAUGACGAGCAAUACCUCUAGUAGAUGGACAGUUUCAGAAGCACUUUUAAGGACAUUAAUGCCUUGACUGCAUUCUAGGAAGAGAAAGCAGAUAUAUACUCCCAUAAAUUGACUCAGCAAGAUUAUCAGAAUAAACAUUCAAGUCCUGAUUAUUUUAUUGCCUUGUGAUAUACUCCAGUGCUCCUUGGUCUAAAAAUUGUGUGGAUACCAUAGCAGUUAUUUAAGUAAGUAUACGUUUAUACCACUGUUGGGGGGAGGUGGACUGAUACAGGAAGCCUGUUUAAAUAUGAAUUACAGUUUCUACAAAAAAAAUUAGCUCUUGUGAGCCAGGAUACAACCUAGCACAGCUACUGGACUCAAUGCUUAAUGCCCCACGGUGUCAUGUAUAAAAUAGGAGAAACUCUUUCAAGAAAAUCAGGCUUGCUUCAAGUGGGAAAUAGUUACUGGAAUAACCUGUUCUCAGGUCCCAUCAGCUUUGAGAAAAUAAACUGUGAAGCGAGGAGAACCCCCCCAAAAACAUGGGCCUAACCUCUUACAUAUAUGCUCAGAGCCUACACAGGGAAUUCCAUGACUUGAGGUGACACUAGCAGGAAUUGGGAUUUUAAAUGAGACACACAUUUGCAAAACAAUCGGAAAACAUUUAUUAUACUGAAAUGUGUACAUCCUACUAUUAAAAAAACAAAGUAACAAAUUUGCUGGUGCCAUAAUUUAUUUAACCUGUUUCACUUGGGACAGACUCAUGUUCAAUGCCACUCAGUGUAAUUUCAAGUUUGAUGAGCUUCUAAGUAUUUUUAUCCCAUUUUAAAACCUGACGAGGAAUUCAAAAUAGCACACAGCAUUAAAUGACAUUUAUUGUUCCAUAAAUCUUGAGACCGAAAAGGGAAUGCUAAAUAGACAAGCAAAACUCUAAAACAAGAAGAGAUGAGCUCACUUCUUUCCCAAGUGACUGGUAUGGAAAACAUGUGGUCAUACAAAAGCAAAGGGAAAAGGACAGAAAGGAAAGCUCUCCUCCUACAGGGUCUAUAGGAGUUACAGGUAUUUUCAAACUGAAGAUAAAAAUAUUGAGACCGUGCUUCUUUGUAGCAAAUAACCCUUUAUGAUUAAAACAUAAAAUGUCAAAGCUUUUACCCACUGCAGUAGUUUAUCUACUCAUUCCUAUUUUUGCCUGAACAAAGAUGAGGAUCAGAUAGUACAUUCAAAGCCAAAACACUUAGGUAAAUGGACAGAGAGAUGCCAUAAUUAAAAUGGAAUAGAAG
This is a messenger RNA of Lemur catta (Ring-tailed lemur), 3840 nucleotides long. RefSeq names its product F-box and leucine rich repeat protein 2 (gene FBXL2). The transcript has 14 exons. Gene Ontology annotation, molecular function: protein binding. Gene Ontology annotation, biological process: SCF-dependent proteasomal ubiquitin-dependent protein catabolic process. The coding region runs from base 49 to 1284 and encodes 411 amino acids. NCBI's taxonomy places the organism in Eukaryota, Metazoa, Chordata, Mammalia, Primates, Lemuridae. The record is from RefSeq and is a predicted model, not a curated record. Gene Ontology annotation, cellular component: SCF ubiquitin ligase complex.